Molecule: messenger RNA, 1177 nt
Organism: Hydractinia symbiolongicarpus
Lineage: Eukaryota; Metazoa; Cnidaria; Hydrozoa; Anthoathecata; Hydractiniidae
Product: WD repeat-containing protein 53 homolog
Exons: 2
Coding region: 91-1164 (357 amino acids)
Molecular function (GO): protein binding
Source: RefSeq, a predicted model, not a curated record
UUAUAUCUUCAUAAUAUCAAUCGCACGAAAUCUGUAGUAAUAUUGCCCUAUUAAAAAUUUUAAAAUAUUCUGACAUGGAUCCAUUUUAAAAUGGCGCACGAAAAACAAACACACGAGCUGUGUGUUUCUGCAACUCUGGAAUGCCCUGAUUUCUUUGAUGUUCAGAGCAGUAAUUUUUGUGUUCAAGUUAUUUCCACAACUGAAGUCCUCGUAGGCAAUGAGAAUGGAUGUUACAUAUCAAAUAUAAACGUGUUAACAAAAGAGAGAACUAGGGAAUUGAUACAAUUUAGGAAGAAAGAAAUCCCAUCCGUUUGUUGUUGCGAUGAUGAUCCCAAUCUAUUUUUUGUGAGUUGUGAUAGGUCGAUUUAUUCAUUUGACAAAAGAGUUUCAUUAGAGAGUUCUGUUAAUAUGUUCUCUGAAAAUAGCGACGACAUAAAUCAAAUCAAAUUUCAAACUGGGUUGUUAACAUCCUGUGAUGAUGCUGGAGAAAUCAAAAUGUUCGAUCUUAAGACAAACCAACUGUUCAGAACUUUAAGAAACAAACAUACCAAUAUAUGUUCAUCAAUAUGUUAUUUUCCUAACAGACCAAAUGAAAUUGUUACAGGAGGCUUAGACUCGCAAUUGUUUAUAUGGGACUACAGGAGAGUAAAAAUAUUACAAGCUGUCAAUACUCAAACUAUAUUGGAAGGAAUGGGGGAUAACUCUGUGUACAUGUUUAAUCCACCAUUCGUGCACUCAAUGGAUAUAAAUGAAAAUGGUAAAAAUCUUGCAACUGGAUUGGGGAAUGGAACUCUGCAGGUUUUUAAUAUUCUAAAAGGAAAGCGAGUUAUAGCCCCAAGUAUAUUGAUAAAUCACCAUUCAACUCUUGGUGUCUCUUGGGUUCAUUACCUCAGUCGUGCUGAUCAAGCCUCUACAUCAAUACUUGCAUCAGGCGGAAACGAUGGAAUUGUUAAUUUAUGGUCAUUUCCACAAGAAAUGCCGAAAAAACAGACUUUACCAGUAAACAGAGUGUUGACAGAACAAGAAAUUGCAUCUCAUCUGAUUACUCAAUAUAAUGCGAAUUCAAAAAUCAACUUUUUAAACUCUGCAAUCUUGAAUGAUAAAAUGUUUUUGUUUGUUGCAGACCAAACGUCUGCUAUUAAAUUAUUAGAAUUGAAAGAAUGAAGAAAAUAAUGUA